Messenger RNA from Acanthoscelides obtectus, 1138 nucleotides. The record is from the annotation of a GenBank genome assembly. NCBI's taxonomy places the organism in Eukaryota, Metazoa, Arthropoda, Insecta, Coleoptera, Chrysomelidae.
GUUGAUGUCUUUGCUAAGAAGUGCUUUUUUGCAAAAGCAAUGCAGAUCGAAGAUGAGAUUUCCCUUGACGAUGAUGGUGACAUCCUAGAUACUGUUCGCUUCGGAUUUCCAAGACACUGUUAUGCACGUACAGAUAUUUUUAACGAGAUGGACGACCUAUCGUUUUUCAGGAGAUUUCGGCUCCAAGAAAACACUGUCCUCAGAUUGGUAGAACAAAAUCAUCUACUCGCGUUUGAUAACAGUUUGAAUAAUAGUGUGUCGCCCAUUAAUCAGCUCGUUACAUGCCUACAAUUUUAUGACUUCAAUGUACAUUAAAAUUGUAUUAGAGACUUUAUUAGCAUGCAUCAGGCAACAGCAUCUCGUAUAAUUGCAAAAGUUUCAACAGCAAUAGCAGGUUUAUCAAAUCAAUAUAUCAGAAUGCCCAACGAAGCUGAUGAAAUAGUAAGAGUUCAGAAUGGCUUCUAUAGGAUCUGUAGAUUACCACGAGUCGUUGAAUGCAUUGACGGGACGCACACAAAGAUGUGAUCACCAGGAGCUCAAGAUGGAGAAGUUUUUCGUAAUAGAAAGUCAUAUUUUUCUAUAAAUACUCAAAUAGUUUUUGGGCCAGAUUUGAAAAUAUUUGAUAUUGUUGCUCGAUGGCCAGGAUCUUUCCAUAACUGAACUAUUUUCAAUGCCUCCCACCUAAGAACAGGCAUUGAAGGUAGAGAAUUUCAGAACGCGGUGCUCUUGAGAGAUAGUGGUUAUCAGCUGAAAGUCUACCUAAUGACACAUCUACAAAAUCCAGGCAAUGUUGUCGAAAAUCUUCAUAAUAACGCUCAUGUGAAAUGUAGUAGAAACAUUAAUUGGUGUUUGGAAACGUCGGUUCCCAGUAUUAGCCUAUGGUAGUCGGUGUCGAUUAGAUAACGGUUCAACUACAAUUGUUGCCACUGCUGUGCUAGCAAAACAUGGCCGUGAAUAUGCUAGCUCAAGGAUUUGCCUUCCUAUCCAAGAUAACUCAAUGGUCAAGAGCUGGAUUACCUAAUUUUACAAGGAGACCUUCCUCAUGUACAUGCAGCGAAUGUUGGUCAAGACCCAUUUAAUUUUCGCCAAAAUCUAAAAGAUAACUAUUUUAGUUAUUUUUAAAAUAUCUGGAUAAUAA